Messenger RNA from Branchiostoma floridae (Florida lancelet), 2428 nucleotides. RefSeq names its product cytochrome P450 2U1-like. Gene Ontology annotation, molecular function: heme binding; iron ion binding; oxidoreductase activity, acting on paired donors, with incorporation or reduction of molecular oxygen, reduced flavin or flavoprotein as one donor, and incorporation of one atom of oxygen. Bases 182 to 1492 code for a protein of 436 amino acids. Gene Ontology annotation, biological process: xenobiotic metabolic process. The record is from RefSeq and is a predicted model, not a curated record. NCBI's taxonomy places the organism in Eukaryota, Metazoa, Chordata, Leptocardii, Amphioxiformes, Branchiostomatidae. The transcript is spliced from 6 exons. Gene Ontology annotation, cellular component: cytoplasm; intracellular membrane-bounded organelle.
CGGACUUGAAUGUAUACGCGCGUGUGGACCCACCAUGAAGAGCAGUCAUAUGAAAUAACGUAAAGUAACUUCUCGUUCUGGAAACGGCAAAACGGUUGAAUCAUACCGAAAUUUCUUGUCUCCACAGCCCCAGUUUGGUCCCACGUUUCUCACCGACUUGUCCAAGACGUACGGUGACGUCAUGUGUUUCCGGAUCGCCAGUAAACUGCACGUUGUGAUCAGCGGGCACGACGCGAUACGGCACGCGCUGGUCACCAGGGCUGACGACUUCUCCAGCCGGAAGGUGCCGCCAACAACCGCCUACAUCCGCGGAGACGGGACGUCCAGCAAAGCAGCUAAAGGAGUUCUGUUCGCCGAGUACGGACCGGAUUGGAGGCAGCAGCGGAGGUUUGCCCUGAAGACCCUACGAGACUUCGGCGUCGGCAAGCGGAGCCUGGAGGGGAAGAUCUAUGAGGAGGCCGCAGCUCUUAGUCAGGAGCUUGUGGCGAAAGACGGCCAGCCGUUCAACAUCAAGCCAUUGUUGCAAAACUCUGUUUCUAACAUCAUCUGCUCCAUCGUGUUCGGAAAGCGGUUCGAAUAUGGCGACCCCGAGUUUUUGCGAAUCAUCACCUUGUUGAACAACUUGGUAGAUUCAAAACCCGGGAGAGAUAUUCUCGUUAACAUCCAUCCCGUAUUUCGCCACAUCCCCUUCGUCUCCCAGGAAGAGAAGAAACUUACCAAGAACACUUUAGAAAUGCAGGAGUUCUGCAGUCAGCAAGUUCAACAGCACAGGGAGACCUUUGACCAUAACGACAUCCGGGACUUCAUCGAUGCCUUCCUACUUGAACAGCGGCACGCCGGAGGAGACCAGGCACGGAAUGGUUUCACGGACAAGCAGCUACAGGAGGUACUGUUGGACCUGUUCCUGGCUGGUACCGAGACCACCUCCACUGCCAUAGGCUGGGCCCUGUUCGACAUGCUGUUGUAUCCAGACAUCCAGGAAAAGGUACAUCAAGAGAUCGACUCUGUUCUGGGACAGGCUGUUCCGUCCUACGCCCUCCGGGACAAGAUGCCCUACACAACAGCGACCCUAGCGGAAGUACAGCGCAUCAACACCAUAUUACCGUACAGCGUCCCACAUGCAACCUCCACGGACACCACUCUGAACGGUUACUCCAUCCCAGAGGACGCAAUCAUCUUGGUGAACCUGUGGUCCGUGCACAUGGACCCUCAGCUGUUCCCGGAACCGGACAAGUUCAACCCCGACAGGUUCCUGGAUCAGGACGGGAACUUCACCAAACAUCCGGCCCUGAUCUCGUUUUCUAUCGGGCCUCGCGUGUGUCUAGGGGAGCAGCUGGCCAGGAUGGAACUUUUCGUCCUUUUCGUCUCCUUGAUGCAGCGCUUCACCUUCCAACUGCCAGAGGGCGCCCCUGCACUGUCUACCCCGGGAAAGAUGACCUCCUUGAUCAACAUGCCACAGCCCUACGAACUUUGUGCCGUAUCACGUGGCUAGCUAACUCUAAUCCAGUAUCUGUAACAUUUGGAGGCGAAUCUUUCAACAAGUGCAAUACUAGAAAUGAGCUCUAGAUGUUUAAAAAACAGGCGUAAACACUUUGAACAAGCCGGAACCUUACAUCUGCUCGGAGAUGAGCACCUGCUCCUACUAUAUCAUAGCCGUACAUAUACUGUUCCGUAAACACACCGCGUUACGUGUAAAGACCACAGGGAUAAGUGUAAGGGUCCGCUUUUUACUCAGGUCUUCGACGUGACCUUGAAUAAGCAACGAAUGCAUAACAUUCCAAUAAUUCAUAUCAUAUCAUGAUUGUAUUGUAGCCUAUUUUUGAGAUGACCAUGACGAGUGGUAUUUACAGUAUAUGAAAAUGUAUAUAUGGAGAAAUAUAGCACAUGAUAAAAAAAGGAAUUCUUGGCAGCGGUGGGAUUCGAACCCACGCCUCCGAAGAGACUGGUGCCUUAAACCAGCGCCUUAGACCGCUCGGCCACGCUACCUACAUGACGUCGACCACGACAUAUUUUCAUCCUCAGCACAAUUUUAGGAAAACUUGGAUCACAGCCAAAACACCAGCGCCACCAAAUGGUUAUAAUACCGGACUUGAGAGGGAAAAAUUGUCUUCCAAUUGCCAGGAUAGAUGAAGGAUAAGAUAAAAAUGUCAUCUGUGGAAUAGGGCUGCUUUUUUUGUAAAUUUAUCUUAUGCACUAUGUUGAACUUAUAUAUCCUACUAUGUUUAUUUAUUUUCUAUGUGAAUACUUUGAUCAAAGAAUGUUACAAGUAAUCUAUGCAUCAACUAUGUCAUUCUACUGAUAUUUGUUCAAUUUUAUGUAUGUAUGUGGUAACGAUAUCAGCCUGCUGCCAAUGUGUCAACAUUUUAUUGCAAGAUGCAAUUUGAAUAAAGUCAAAUCUAAUCUAUAAUGUCAUAGUUACCAUAUCUAA